This is a messenger RNA of Sinocyclocheilus grahami, 1216 nucleotides long. RefSeq names its product E3 ubiquitin-protein ligase RNF19B-like. The record is from RefSeq and is a predicted model, not a curated record. The coding region runs from base 119 to 889 and encodes 256 amino acids. Gene Ontology annotation, molecular function: zinc ion binding. The transcript is spliced from 4 exons. Lineage: Eukaryota; Metazoa; Chordata; Actinopteri; Cypriniformes; Cyprinidae.
CUGACUGUGGACGUGUGCGCGUCACGGAUCUGGCGGAUAGAAACAGAAACGGUCUGGAGAGAGUCGACGCAGACGCACAAUACUAAGAAAUCAACGUUGAUUAAACAAUUCUAAAGACAUGAAAAAAUUCACUCCAUUCGACAAAGGCAUCAAGUUGGUGUCACGACCAAGCGAUCUCGAUGAAUAUGACAAUGACCUGGGUGUUUUAAGGGCUCAGCUGUCUUGUGGCCAUGUCAUAGAUCCAGAAACACUGACUGACUGCUGCAGAGCUCAGCUGAACGAUGGACAGACUGAAUUCAAAUGUCCGCUGUGCAAGAAAAAAUGGCCAUAUGAUGAAGUGCGAAAACUGGCAAAACUUACACUUGAAGAGCAACUGAGUUUUGAAGAAAAGCUUGGAACGAACACUGCUAAGAAGAUAGUCGACUUCAGGGAUUGUCCUGGUUGCGGCACCUUCAUCGAAAGGUCGGAUGAAUCUAAUCUGUGUGUGGAGUGCUCAGUUUGCACAGCAAAAACUGGACGCAUCUUUGAGUUCUGCUGGAAGUGUGAGAGAUUGUGGAAAGGGCCUCGACCUCGUGCUGAUCAGUGUGGAAAUGUGGGAUGUAGAAGCGCUGAUCAGGAACUGCUGAGAGACUGUCCAAUGAUCACUUUAUCAUCAGUUGUAUAUAAGGGGACCGAUGCUCAUGUCCAGUGUCCUGUGAUUCGUGCGUGUCCAUUUUGUGGUGUGUUAAUAGAACAUAAUAAGGGAUGUAAAAUAAUGUCAUGUCGUGAAUGCGGGAAGCAGUUUUGCUUUGCUUGUUUAAAAUCUGCCCUCGAGUGCUUAAAAACAUCCACCCAUUUCAUUUCAUGCUCAGCUGGUGUUGCACCAAGGCAAACAAAUUCUGUACUUUAAGAACAUGUCCAACAACGUUGAUAUCAACUACCAUGGCGACUGCCAUAAGACUACACAGACUUCUCUUAAAUAAUAGUAGAAAAAAUGUCUAUGGGAUACUUGGAAAUAUAUUUUUAUUCACAUUUCCAUUUAUUCGUUUAGCAGAUACUUUUAUCCAAACUAACUUCAAAAAAGUAACGUCACAAGCAUUAUUCAUAACACUUCAUAUACAAUGUUAAAUGUAAAUUAUAAACUAGAGAGUAGGGUAAAUGCAGAAAAGAAGAACAUUUCAUAGAAAAUACAGUUUUUGAUAAAUAAACAGGGAUUAUAAUGUGUCUUUGUUUAUGG